AUGUCGUCGGCGGAAGUUCCCGGCGGAGGUGGUGGAAAUUGCGGUGGCGCACAACAGUAUUACUGUCACCAAUGCGAGCGCACCGUCACCAUAACUCCCCCACCGUCUCCCACGGCUGAGCUCGUUUGCCCCAAUUGCAACGGCGGCUUUCUGGAAGAAUCCGACACCGUACCGCCCUCAAACCCUACCAACCCCAAUGAUAACCCCAACCAAUCUUUCUCUGAAAAUUUCCCCUCUGCAGCCUUUGGUGGCCUUCCCGUUAUCUUCUCCUCGGCCACCGGCACCCCACGAGGCGCCGCCUUUUCUGUCCGCGGUGGAGGUGGAGGAUUAAAUGAUCUGUCUUCUUUGUUCGGAGGCUCCCGAUCGUCUGAUGAAUUCAAUCCCUUCGCCUUUCUAAACCAGUACGUGAAUGGUCUCCAGGCACGUGGUGCGAACAUUCAGCUUGUUUUUGAGGGGCCGGGUGGCGGAGGGCUGGGACAUGGGGUUGAUUUUGGGCUGCCUUCGAAUCUUGGUGACUACUUUGUUGGGCCGGGGUUGGAGCAAUUGAUUCAGCAACUUGCCGAGAACGAUCCUAACAGGUAUGGAACCCCACCUGCAUCGAAGUCUGCAGUGGAUGGGUUGCCAGAUAUAAAGAUCACCAAAGAGCUAUUGGCCACAGAUUCAUCCCAGUGUGCCGUGUGCAAAGACAGCUUUGAGUUGAACGAGGAAGCAAAGCAAAUUCCUUGUAAACAUAUCUACCAUAAAGAUUGUAUAUUACCUUGGCUUGAGUUGCAUAAUUCUUGUCCAGUUUGUAGAUACGAGUUACCCACUGAUGACCCAGAUUAUGAAAAUCGAAGAACUGGGCAAGUGAGCAAUAAUAGCAUAAAUAGUAACAAUAAUAAUUUAGGCAUGGCUUCAGGUGGUGGAGAGGUCUUGAUUCGCCAGCAGAGACAAGCAACAGUGGAGGUGGAGCUGGCAGUAACCAAGGACGGAACACUGACGGCAAUGAGAAUAGUGGGGCAUCAAAUGCAGGCUCUGGAGGAGGACAGGCUAGAGAGGAGGACCUGGACUAAAGGGGAAAGCAGGGAGGAAGCAAGAGGAAUGUAUUUUCAUCUCCAAAACAGGCAUUUGUUUGAAAAGAAAGGAUCUUUAUGUACAAUAAUGGAUUCAAGUUGGUCAGUCUUAAGAGUACUUACUAUUUGCUCAUAA
Messenger RNA from Fraxinus pennsylvanica, 1188 nucleotides. Lineage: Eukaryota; Viridiplantae; Streptophyta; Magnoliopsida; Lamiales; Oleaceae. The record is from the annotation of a GenBank genome assembly.